Caenorhabditis angaria is the source of this 1829-nucleotide messenger RNA. The record is from the annotation of a GenBank genome assembly. NCBI's taxonomy places the organism in Eukaryota, Metazoa, Nematoda, Chromadorea, Rhabditida, Rhabditidae.
AUGCUCUUGUUAGAUGACAAAACAGAAGUUAGAAAUACGGUAAGAGCAUUAUAUCAUUCGAAAAUAAUCACAUCUUUCAGAGUAGGACUUUGGUCGGAUUCAACGAGUUAGAAAAUCAUCACAAAAAUGUAAUUUGUCCGGAUCAUCCAGAAUCUUCAUUGCGAAUAACACGAAUCAGGGAAUUAUUAGAGAAAACGGGAGUGUUAGACCAAUGUGAUGUUCUCACAGACUUCUUGGAAGUCGAUGAACAAGAUUUGGAACUUACCCAUAAUAAAGAGAUGAUCGAAAAAAUAGGAAACUCUGAAAAUAUGGAGCAAGAUGAAAUAAAUACAUUAUGUACAUAUUUCGAUUCAGUUUUCAUGACGAAUAAAUCUAACGAUGCUUCAAAACAAGCAAUUGGAUGUGUUCGAGAUUUAACUCAUCAAAUAAUCAACAACAAAGCUGCAAAUGGUUUUGCUAUUAUUCGACCUCCUGGACAUCAUGCUGAUCGAAAAGAUCCUUGUGGUUUUUGUAUUUACAAUAAUGUUGCUCAAGCAGCCGAGGAAGCAUUUUUGAAUGGCGCUGAUCGAAUUCUGAUUGUAGAUUUAGAUGUUCAUCAUGGAAAUGGAACACAAAAUAUAUUCUAUGACGAUAAAAGAGUUCUCUACUUUUCCAUACAUCGAUACGAAUAUGGUAAAUACUGGCCUCAUCUCAAAGAAGGAAAUUUCGAUCAUGUUGGUGAAGGAUCAGGAGUUGGAUAUAAUGCAAAUAUUCCAUUAAAUGAAACAGGAUGUGGUGAUUCAGAUUAUCUUUCAAUACUUUUCAAUGUUCUUCUUCCAUUAGCUGCACAAUUCGAUCCUCAUUUCGUUAUUUUUUCAGUCGGUUUUGAUAGCUGUUUAGGUGAUCCAUUGGGAAGCAUGUUACUUUCACCAACUUGUUAUUCACAUAUAAUUUAUCAUUUGAAAUCACUUGCAAAAGGACGUUUACUUUUAGUUCUUGAAGGUGGAUAUAAUCAUCAAGUUUGUGCAGUCGGAGUUGAAAAAUGUCUUCGAAUAUUACUCGGAUAUCCGCCAGAGAAAAUUGAGAAUCUCGAACCAGUCAAGGAUAGUACUGUUGUUUCAUGUUUAGGACUUAUUUCAAUUUUGAGAAAUUAUUGGACAUGUUUUGCAUUAUAUCCAAGCAAAUCUUCGAUGAGAUUAUCCGAAUGGCCGUUGUGAGUUUUUUUUUAUAUUUGUUUUUUGCCUUUGAUCAACCUUCUGAUGUUUUAGAAUCGAAAUUUCUGCCGAGUUCAAAUAUAAUCCAGAAGAAAAACCAGCGGACACAGCAAAUAUCGAUCAAGAGAAUCUUCUGAAAAUUGAAGAAAAUUCUGUUAUGGAUUAUCAAGUUUCAAAAAAUGAAACAAUGAUUUAUUACAACGAGGGAGAUAUUAGACAUCGGGAUAUCACGGAUUCAGAACAUCCAGAAAAACCAGAAAGAACAGCGAAAAUUAUGGAAAAACUCAGAGAUUUUACUUUGAAAAAAUCUGAAAGAAUUGCAGAAGACGAUGAAAUUCUACUUGUUCAUACUGAACAAAUGUUGAAUGAGUUGAAAACUACACAAACUGUAAGUCUUAUUUAAAAUUUGUUAGACGAUACUUUUAAAUUAAAAAUUCAAAUCCAAUUUUUUUGUAGAUGACACAAGAUGAGCUCGAUAAUAAAAUGGACGAGUUGGAUUCGAUAUUUUUGACAAAUGACACAUUAAAUGUUGCAAAAACAUCAGUUGGAACUCUGUUACAGGUAGGUAAAACUCUUUAUUUUUCUUCUACAAAAACAUGGAACCCGUUAACACAUUCCGUAAUCGAAAGCGAAUGA